UGACAUCAUUACUUUAGAAGGCUAGUCAGUGAGAUGGCGGGUUAUAACGUGAUCGCAUUUCAUUAAAAUGGUUAAACGUGCUAGUCUUCCCCAACCAACAUGGCGACAAUUUUCUACCACCACCAAGAUGGCGGAUAGUCACAUGACUCUAAACGGGAAAAUGGAGGAAGCCUGUUCUCCGGUACUUUUUGUAGUCAGUGGAAUACCCCACACGUUCCGUUCCUCUCAUAUGCGACAUUAUUUCAGUCAGUUUACAGAAAGCGAUGGCUUCGUGUGUUUUCACUAUCGUCACCGACCGGAGCGGAGGGGACCGGAGGCUGAGAAAUGUACCACCUGCUGCUGUCCGGUUACAGUCAGGCCGGAGAGGGCAGAGAGCUUCAUGAGGAUGUAUCAUGGGAUGCCAUGGGUGGACCCAGCGGGAAAUCAAGUACCCGGGAGGUGCCUUAUCCACAGAGUGCGGGAUACUCCAGACGAGGACCCCCAGGACUUCCCCUACAAGACUCGACGUGAAUUGUUGGGACCCCGAUGUUCUGUGGACGCAGAGAAGCAUGUAACAUCGGCAGAGCUGCUCAGAAUGCCAGAGCUUAAUCCUCCUGCGCUCAUGCCACAAGGAAAUGUUGGUACCCCCGUAGGUGUAUUCUUGCAGCUAAUUCGAUCGUGCCGCUUGCCACCUAAGCUCAUAACGCGACUGGGUCUGAAGUUUCGUCGUUCAGUGCGGCGUUACAGCAGUGUUCCCUAUGUUUAUACUGGAACAGAGACCUCUGAAAAAGAGGAGGGUGUCUACACUGCUAAUGGACAUGAGAUCAGUGAAGGAGGCAGACUUGGAUCAAAUGUGUCUGAAUCGGACCUUCCUCAAGAAGAGAAUGACACUGAGGAGAAGUCCCACUCUGAAGAUGAUAACGAUACUUGCGAAGAGUGGGAGCGACAUGAAGCCUUACAUGAAGAUGUCACUUCACAAGAGCGGUCAAAAGAACGGCUGUAUGAGGAAGAAAUUGAGCUAAAAUGGGAGAAGGGUGGAUCAGGACUGGUGUUCUACACAGAUGCCCAGCUAUGGCAGGAGCAGGAGGGUGAUUUUGAUGAACAGACGGCUGAUGAUUGGGAUGUGGACAUGAGUGAGUAUUAUGAGCCUGGUACUGGAGAUAAGGAUGCCAAAGAUUUUAUGAAGAUGCGAGUUGAGACAAGAAGGCGAGAAGGACUGGACACAGCUGGGCAGAGACUUGAUCUGGGUGGCUUUGAACGGUAUACAAAGGGAGUUGGGCGAAAGUUAAUGGAGCGUCAAGGCUGGACUGAUGGAGAAGGACUCGGUUCAAGUGGAGCAGGAAUGCCAGAGGCAUUGGAGAAUGAAGGACAGCAUCCAAAAUGCAAAUAUGGCUUUGGGUAUCACGGGGAAAAACUGUCAACUUUCUGUCCAAAACAGAAGAAACCAAGGCAUUACAUCUCCACAGUGUAUGAUGAGCCACAAGAAGAAGACAUGGGGGACACAUUAUUGCGUCGCCAACCUUCUGCAACCCUGAAACACCGGAACAAUCGGAUGAGUGCUGGACAAUGAGUGCUAUUUGGUUAACAGCAGCUAUAUAAAUUGCUCACCACCAAAGUUCUGAUGUCCUCAGAACAAUCCAUGUAGAUCGUGGGAGGUUGGCAGCGCUCACCUUAUGAAUACAAGGGACUCAUAUUGUCAUGAGUUCGCUGUUCUCUAUCUUUGCUGCUAUUUUAAAGAGGAUCUAUGAACUCUCCUGACAUCCUUACAAUUCUGGACCAUCUACUGUAUUCCUACAGGAAGUGUGCAUUCUAGAGUUCUGUUACUCCGUGAGACCUAUGAAGACAUUGACAACUACAUGUUACCAUGUGUAUGGACACACCCCUUUGACUAGGCAAAUGGGAACACCCUGUCAAUUCAUUUCUAGUUUUCUAGGAGGGAUAACAGAGGACUGAAACAACACCGAGUUAUUGGAAAAGAUGCCCAGGAUUUUUGCUUAAAGUGGACCUUUCAUGGGUCCAGACUUUAUUAACGAAGUGUCAGAGUAUGUA
Bufo bufo (common toad) is the source of this 2028-nucleotide messenger RNA. It is a transcript of the gene GPATCH3, whose product is annotated as G-patch domain containing 3. The record is from RefSeq and is a predicted model, not a curated record. Gene Ontology annotation, molecular function: nucleic acid binding. Bases 68 to 1549 code for a protein of 493 amino acids. Lineage: Eukaryota; Metazoa; Chordata; Amphibia; Anura; Bufonidae. The transcript is spliced from 7 exons. Gene Ontology annotation, biological process: negative regulation of type I interferon production; positive regulation of DNA-templated transcription; negative regulation of RIG-I signaling pathway.